UUAAAGUGGUUUUUGACAAAUAUACUGAAAAUUUGAAGAAGAACGCGAAUUCAAGAUGAAGUCUAUUAUUCCAAAGAUGUUAAGCCAUUUUUGGACUCAUGUUCUCAUAGUCGUUGUAAUCUUCCAUCAUUCGGAAUGUGCAGUUAGCUAUGGCGAUGAUGCUAUAUUUGAAGCACUCCCUACUUAUUGUUGUUCCGAUUUUGAUGAUGCUGUUUUGGACAUAUGUGGGGAAUAUAACUAUGAUGUAGACUGGUAUUCUGGUGACGGCCAAGAUUGCUGCCUCAUAGGUUGCUCAGAUUGGGCACUUUCACAGUUAUGCAUCACGCCUGUUGAACCUAUACCACUCCCUGUUUAUUGCUGUGAUGACCUUGAAAUAGCUGUUGCUCAGGUGUGCGGGGAAGACAACUAUUAUAUAGAUCAGUAUUCUCAUCCCGCCAGACAUUGCUGCGAUUAUGGCUGUUCAGACUGGGGACUCAGAAAGUUCUGCAUCUAUCCUCCUGUUUACCCUGAACCAACACUCCCUACUUAUUGCUGUGACGAUCUUGAAGAAGCUGUUUCUGAUCUGUGCGGGGAAGAUAACUACUAUCCUAUUGACUUUUAUUCUCCUGAGGCCCAAGGUUGCUGCUACUUCGGUUGCGACGAGGACGAUCUUUCACUGUUCUGCAUCGACUAUACCAUUAUAAACGAUCCUGCCUCAAGUCUUAUGCCUACAAGUAGUGAAAACCCUAUGGAAGAAACCGACCCAAGCCUUAUGAAUGCAGAUAGUGAAGAGCUUAUGGAAACAACCGACCAAAGCCCUACGAAAACAACCACCUCAAGCCUAAUGAGUACACAGACUGAAAACUAUGCGGAAAUAACCGACCCAACCCCUACGACUCCCUAAGUGGCUCUCUUCCGGGGAUAACACUGGCUAGGUAAGGCAAGAUCUCAGAAAUGAAAUUGACACACAAUGACCACAGAUAGAAGAAUAAGCGUUUAAAAAACUAAUGUAUGUUCCUUAAUAGCAUAAAGUAAAUCAAGCAUGUACAAUUUAUGUUUUGAACUGUACCAAAAAUAAAAAUAUUUGAAAUUUCUGCAUA
Molecule: messenger RNA, 1079 nt
Organism: Belonocnema kinseyi
Lineage: Eukaryota; Metazoa; Arthropoda; Insecta; Hymenoptera; Cynipidae
Exons: 4
Coding region: 56-883 (275 amino acids)
Source: RefSeq, a predicted model, not a curated record